Messenger RNA from Paecilomyces variotii, 2863 nucleotides. Its product is annotated as protein kinase. Gene Ontology annotation, molecular function: protein serine/threonine kinase activity; ATP binding. The transcript has 3 exons. The record is from RefSeq and is a predicted model, not a curated record. The coding region runs from base 210 to 2699 and encodes 829 amino acids. Gene Ontology annotation, biological process: protein phosphorylation; intracellular signal transduction. NCBI's taxonomy places the organism in Eukaryota, Fungi, Ascomycota, Eurotiomycetes, Eurotiales, Thermoascaceae.
UAUACGAACCCUGUUGCCGCGCUCGACCCCCCAUCCGACGGUACCCGCUGGAUUUGCCCUCCAACAAACCUCCCAUCACCAUCUCCAAUUUCGACUCGAUCCCUGUGAAUACACUCCAGACACAGUCCCAGAGGCGGUGAAAAGAGGCAUGUGUCCUGGUUGUCUGUCGGCCGCUCCUGCAAGAUUAUUCUGUCCCACCUGUGACGAAUAUGACGUCUAAGGCUCCCGAUUCGGGAACCCAGAAGGAAGACAUGGCUGCUGAUAUGCAGACCCCGCAGAUCGAGCUCCCGGCCUCUCAACCCCCCGAAGAAGACGCGGCGAAUGCCCAAUCGAAGCCUCACCGGGACCACGCCGUCCGCUUUGCAUCUGUCAACGAGGAGAUCGAGCCCUCCCAGUCCGCACAGGACGCCUCGUCGCCUGCUUCCGACGACCAGCCGCAGCGGCCAGACGACCUGAGCCCGGACGCGAAGGACGAACUCCGGUCGCUGGCGAUGAGCCUGCAGAAGUCCAACCUACAAGAGUCUCGAAUGCGCAAUUUUGCCUUUGAAGCCGUCUCCCUGCCUCCCUCGAGGUAUCCCUCGAGGAAUAACUCUAGGGAAUCUAGUCUUCGAGAAAGCUCAAGGUCGGAUGGACAGUCACCUCACGGCUCGCCCCCCGUGUCCGCGAUGCAGUCACCCCCGCUGACCCCUGCGGCCACCCACUCCCGGGAUGGCAAGGCUGGUGAGAGCACCGCAACGCUGGCUCCCGUCAACCGAGACCAGGGAGACCAGGCUGCGAUGACUCCUCAGACCUCACCCCCGGUGUCCACUCCAGGAAAGCAGACGGCUUCCUCAAGUGCUAUCUCCUCCAGACCCUCAUCGGGAGAGCAAUUAGCGACCAAACGCAGCGGCCACUCAGAGGCUUCAUCAGCGGCUGCCGUUCACGCACAGAGGCACAAGCCACACUUCUUCGUCGGCCCCAGUACGGAUACGAGUUCGGUGGAGGGGAGCCCGCCGCCGACGCCAAAGAAUGAGACCGGAUGGUUGACCCCAUACGGUCCCUCUGGGACCAUGACUCCCAUGGGGGAGCAAGAUGAUCCGUACGCACGAAGCAAACGACCACCUCAGCCUCGAAACCUUGCCCAGCUAGACCAGAGGUUCAUCUUCGGGGGAAUCGACUCGAAGCGUCGGGGUCAAAAUUCCUCUGCAUCUCUAGCCGGUCUGCGCACCCCGCGCUCAUCUAGUACGAGCGACUUGAAAUCGCAGGAGAAACGGGGUUCGUCUAUCUUCGGCAAAUCUGAUAGCAAGGGGCAUCACAACAACCACCAUCAUGAACACCACGGCUCAAUGGCGGAGCUCAAGCGGUUUUUCAAGUUGGGCCACAAGCAUAAGCACGGAGGCUCGCCGAGCUUGAAGAAAUCGAGCAAGUCAUCGAAGAGCCCGCCUUAUCAGAUGGCGCCAUCGAACGUGCCGUUCGCGGAUGAUCAUGGUCUGAAUUCGAAGUAUGGGAAAUUGGGUAAAGUUCUUGGGUCCGGUGCGGGCGGGUCGGUACGACUGCUGAAGCGCAGCAGUGACGGUGUCACCUUUGCCGUCAAGCAAUUCCGGGAUCGUCACUCGUGGGAGUCGGAAAGAGAGUAUGCGAAGAAGGUCACCGCCGAAUUUUGUAUCGGAUCGACGUUACACCAUGGCAACAUCAUUGAGACACUGGACAUCAUCCACGAGGGAGGCCACUGGUACGAGGUUAUGGAGUAUGCGCCUUACGAUCUGUUCGCCAUCGUCAUGACAGGAAAGAUGUCCAAGGAGGAAAUUGCAUGUUCGUUUCGACAGAUUCUCAAUGGAGUGGCGUAUCUCCAUGGGAUGGGCUUAGCUCACCGGGAUUUGAAACUGGAUAACGUCGUGGUCAAUGAACACGGGAUCAUGAAGUUGAUCGAUUUCGGUAGUGCGGUGGUUUUCCGGUACCCCUUCGAGAACGACAUUGUUCCCGCUUCUGGCAUUGUCGGUUCCGAUCCCUAUUUGGCUCCGGAGGUGUACGAUGAGAAGAGAUACGAUCCCCGCCCGACUGAUAUUUGGUCCUUGGCCAUCAUAUUCUGCUGCAUGACACUGCGACGAUUCCCAUGGAAGCAGCCCAGGUUGACGGACAACUCGUACAAACUGUUUGUGUCGCCUCCAACACCCGGUACACCGGUGCCAGAUUCGCAACCCAGGCACCGUCCCAAGUCCACGGCCGAUCUUCCCUCGAUGGCAAGUGAGGUCCACAACCGCAUGGCGACGCCCAUGGCAACGCCAGUGGUCACAAGGCAGCCGAAUGGAACGUCUUCAACUUCCGGUGCUAACAGACCGCAACCGAAAUCUGAUCCCCCAACCCGCACGGACGACGGACCGAAAUCCGAGCCCUCAAAGCCCAAGUCUGGAGAAACGACCAGCAAAGAAGCUCCCCCACUGCCGCCUGGCUCGACUGUCCACAAGCCACAGGAGGUGAUCAGAGGUCCCUGGCGGCUACUGCGCAUUCUACCGCGCGAGAGCAGGUGGAUUAUCGGACGCAUGCUCAAACCUAAUCCCAAGGAGCGUGCAACACUGGAGGAGGUUAUCGCUGAUGACUGGAUUCUCCAUAUCAAGGUGUGUCGACAGGAAGAUUCCGGCACGAUCAUAAAAGCGCCCGGUCAUGAUCACGUCCUCGAACCUCCUUCACCCAGUGUGCCGGUGCAGAGUAAGGCCAAAUAAGAAGGCCAGAAUAACCGUCACCUGUUCCGGAACAACUAUUCAAGUACGGCAUACAUACCUUUUUGACCUUACUCCUUGAUUCCCUCAUGGUUCCAAUUGUGUCUUUCAUGCGUUUAUGAGGACGUUGAUGAUGCACCAUUUAAUCGAUUAUCCGUUCUUGCAUC